UUUUUUAUUCACACACCAAGCUCAGGUCUUUACUGCUAACUCUCAUGUAAUCUCUUGUAGAAACUUGUGGGUAAAGCAGAGUAUCUUAUGUAUGCACUGGUAUUUAUAGUAAGUUAUUCAUGGAUCUGGACUAUGCAAGAGGCAAGGAUCACUUUUCAAUACAUCACCCAUAGCCUUAACACAGGCUGCAAGAACGUUUCUGAUUCGAACAUGGAAGAAAGCACCUGAUGUCUCUGGCAAACAGAAGAAUCUACGAAUUUAAAAGUCUGGCAUAGAACUGCCAUUUAGUCCCAUCUGGUUUUGUGAUCUAAAACAUGUGGUUUUAACAUGUAUGAUAUUACAAAUACAAAUGAUGAUGCUGAUGAUGACAUACCUACUCAGUAUGUCAUUCAACAAAGCUUGCAGGACAUUCACAAGAGCAAGACAGUGAAUACAGAAAAUUGUGAUAGCUUUGGUUUUGCUACAAGUGAAAAUCACAAGGCAAUAAUUGCUGCCGUUCGGACAGGUCAAGAAGAGACUCUGCUCAGCCUGAUAAGGAAUGCCUCUGCUUUUCGGGAAGUAGACGGAGAAGGCUGCCUUCCUUUGCAUGAAGCCGCAGCACAACCAAAUAGGCAUAUUCUAGAAAUAACUCUUAAAGCUUCUCACCCCGUUGUGUGGCAGCAAAGAAAUCUGAAGGGAGAAACUCCUCUGUUUUUAGCAGUAGAGAAAUGCCUUGUAAAAAAUGUACAUUUUCUACUUCUCAAUGAUUUUAAUCCUGAUGUUAAAAAUGAAGAAGGAGAUUCUGCCUUAAUCACUGCUGUUAAACAUAAAUCUUACGAAAUUGCUUCGUUACUGAUACAAUUUGGUGCUGAUGUCAACUUACAGUGUAUCAAUAAGAGAACAGCUUUACACGAGGCAGCAAGGCUCGGCUUAAAAGACAUGGUGGAGCUUCUGCUCUGUUCAAAGGCAGAUCCAGACCCACGGAGUUCCUAUGGGCUCACACCUUUAGCCCUGGCAGCACAGAAUGGGCAUACUGACAUUCUGAAAAUAUUACUGCGUAAAGGUGCGAAUGUUCUUUCCCAGGCAUCGGAUUGUGCAUCCGUAUUAUUUGAGGCUGCUGGAGGAGGAAAUCCAGACUGUGUCAAUCUCCUUCUGGAGUAUGGAGCUGAUGCCAAUGUACCAAAGCAUUCGGGUCAUUUGCCUAUCCACAGAGCUGCUUAUAGGGGACACUUCUUAGCUCUGCAGAUCUUGGUUCCAGUAACAGAUCUUUCUGACAUAAAGGAAAGUGGGAUCAGUCCACUUCACUCUGCAGCAGCAGGAGGGCAUCCUCAGUGCCUUGAAUUCCUUCUAAAAUCUGGUUUUGAUGUCAAUUUUAUGUUGCAUCAGAGAAUUCGCAAAGGCUAUGAUGAUGAGAGGAAGUCAGCCUUGUAUUUUGCUGUCUCUAAUGGCGAUAUUACUUCAGUUCAGCUGCUCCUGAAAGCUGGAGCCCUACCAAACCAAGACCCAGUGAACUGUCUCCAGUUGGCCUUGCGGAUGGCCAACUAUGAGCUCAUUAGCCUCCUCCUUCGUCACGGAGCAAAUGUGAACUACUUCUGCAGGGUUAACACAACCCAUUUCCCAUCAGCUCUGCAGUAUACACUGAAAGAUGAAGUCAUGCUAAGGAUGUUGCUGAAUUAUGGGUACGAUGUUCACCGCUGCUUUGACUGUCUUCAUGGAGACAAUGUACAUUCCCAGUACAUGUUUGAGGGGUGGACCUCAACUGUUAUCAAAGACACAAUGUUCUGUGAAGUUAUAACUGUAACAUGGCUAAGACACCUCUCUGGGACAGUAGUGCGCGUGAUGCUAGAUUAUGUUGAUCAUAUCCGAAUCUGCUGUAAGCUUCAAGAUGUCCUUCAAGAACAAACACUGUGGCCAGAAAUUCAUGCAAUUUUGACAAACACCCGCUCUUUAAAACAUCUUUGCCGCCUGAGAAUCAGAAAAUGUUUAGGCCGCUUACGUCUACGUUGUCCCGUCUUCUUUACCUUUCUACCACUUCCAAACCGUUUGAAAGACUAUAUACUCUAUAAGGAGUAUGAUCUCUAUGGACAAGGAAUUCUGGAAGGGAUCUACUAAUUCAGAUGUACAACACUGUGUCUUAUGCAAAUACACGUUUCAGCUUAUGCAAGUUUUAGAAAAAAAGGUAUGUAGAAUAAAACAAGCAAAAUGAA
Messenger RNA from Anolis sagrei ordinatus, 2186 nucleotides. RefSeq names its product ankyrin repeat and SOCS box containing 14 (gene ASB14). NCBI's taxonomy places the organism in Eukaryota, Metazoa, Chordata, Lepidosauria, Squamata, Anolidae. Gene Ontology annotation, cellular component: ciliary inversin compartment. The record is from RefSeq and is a predicted model, not a curated record. Gene Ontology annotation, biological process: intracellular signal transduction; protein localization to ciliary inversin compartment. Gene Ontology annotation, molecular function: protein binding.